Molecule: messenger RNA, 573 nt
Organism: Theileria parva strain Muguga
Lineage: Eukaryota; Apicomplexa; Aconoidasida; Piroplasmida; Theileriidae
Product: RNA recognition motif family protein
Exons: 4
Coding region: 173-445 (90 amino acids)
Biological process (GO): mRNA splicing, via spliceosome
Cellular component (GO): nucleoplasm; cytoplasm; ASAP complex
Molecular function (GO): RNA binding
Source: RefSeq, a predicted model, not a curated record
UUUUUACAUUGGCAGAUGUGUGGAACUUCCACCCUUCAUUAUCCUAAUUUUUAAAUGUAUUCAAGGAUUCCAUGGGUAUUUAUUAUAAUUUAAAAAUAGCAAAUAUGGAAUCAUAGAUAUUCUUGUUAAAUUUACUCUGAAUAUGAUUUUGUUGUUUUAUUGGGUAUGAUCUAUGGAGGAAAAACGAGAAGACGAAGAAUGUGCCGUUUAUGUAUACCCGUUGACUAAGAAUUUAACCUCAGAACACUUACGUGAGAUUUUUGGCCACUUUGGAAAACUUAAGGACGUAGAAUUAAAUAAAUCUACAAAGGAACACUCUGAGGAUAGAUAUGGAGUCGUUUACUUUGAGAAAUAUGGUGACGCCAAGUUCUCCAUAUUGCACCUAGACCAGGGCGAGAUAGAUGGAACGAAGGUGAAAGUCACCCUUACCAAACCAAAUUACUAACCGUGAAUUGUGACCGAUUUUCAAAAGGUCUUUGAAAUCUGCAUUGGAAUAAAACGAGUUUUGUUGAACAUAUAAUCCUUUACAUUUAAUAUUAACCGAUUUUUUACCGAUUGAAUUUAAUAAUUUGA